Tarenaya hassleriana is the source of this 1469-nucleotide messenger RNA. Its product is annotated as sarcoplasmic reticulum histidine-rich calcium-binding protein. The coding region runs from base 309 to 1220 and encodes 303 amino acids. Lineage: Eukaryota; Viridiplantae; Streptophyta; Magnoliopsida; Brassicales; Cleomaceae. The transcript has a single exon. The record is from RefSeq and is a predicted model, not a curated record.
CCGUUUUCAGCUGUAACCCUACAGCUCACUUCGUUCGGUGGCACUUCCCUCACCAAGCAAGAACCGCUUGUUUCGAUCUUCGUGUUUGCAGUACAUAUGUAUGUGGUGUGUGUAUAUAUAUAUAUGUAUAGUUUAAGUACUUUGUGACCCUUUCAUCUCUCCAUAACGUGUGUUAACAUGACGAGCUUCUACAACGAAGUUUUCACCCAUUCCUCGACCUGAACGCCGACGCAAGCUCCGCCGGGUCCAUUUCGACGGAGGAUGGUGACUCGCCGCCGUGCAACUGUGGUCUCGGUUUGUUAAAUCCGAUGAGUUCAUCUCAUGUUCUUGAGUUCUCCGUCGCCGGAGUUUCUCGUAUGUUGCCGGAGAUGAUAGAUCCGGACGGUCUGAUGUCGUGUACGGAGUGUCUAGGGUUCGAGAGCUACGACGAAACGAGGGUCUCCGACGGUACGACGUGUCAUGCGGUAGAGAGUGGGAUGAUGGCGUGUCAUGCGGCGGAGGAGGCGGAAGCCAUCGGGAAGAGGAGAAGGGAGGAGAAUACGGCGGAGAGGGAGAAGAAAAAGACAUUUCCUCCGCUGCUGACUUCGUUAGCCGACGGAGGAGGGAGGCGGUGGUUUAAUCUCCGGCAGGUGAGGAGAGAUGGGAGAUUGGAGAUCAGUCAGGUUUCGAUCCAACGGCCAGAGAUUCUCCGUACUUCACGUGAAAAUGGACGGCUGAGAUUGGAUCUUGUGGAGGCUGCUGAUAACCCUGCAAGUGCUUAUGAUUAUAACUUCCAAGAUCUUAGAGAUUCUCAAGAUGAAUGUGACGAUCAAGAAUUCAACAACGAUGUGGAUACAUCAAUUUCGGAACAUCUUAAUGAUGAUGAUGAUGAUGAUGGUGAUGGUGAUGGUGAUGAUGAUGAUGAUAUAUACCAAUCUCCUACACAUCAAAAAGAGAUCGAUGAAGAUGGAGAUUCAUCACAUGGAAAAUCUGAUCACAUCGUGGAUCUAUGCGGUAAUGGAAACGUUGAUGAGGAUAGACUAGAACACGAAAAUAAUACUGAUGAUGAUGAUGAUGAUGAUGGAGUCGAUGAAGAAUGGAGGUACAAGACAUAUCAUGAGGUUGUGAUGAGCAGUGAUCAUCAUCAUGACCAUGAUCAUCAUCAUCAUCCAUGCCAUCCACCAUACCAUCAUAAUCACAGUAUGCAGUUAUGGAGGCAAAGAUACGUGACGACCAGAUGAGGGUUUCGACAUGUACGUGGCUGUCGCCAAAAUGAAGACAAAACUAAAAAAUAAAAGGGUGAAGAAAAAUAUUUCAAAAAUGGUGUUUACGGAAUAAUGCAAACUUUAAAAAAAAACCUUUUUCUUAUUUAUUUCUACGCAUUCUAUCCAUUGGAAAUGCGUCAAUAUUUAUAACUCACUAGUAAUUAAAUGAAAUAUGCGUUUAUUUUGGUGAUGUAAAAUUUUUGAAAUAUAUAAAUUUUAGCAAUU